CGCUGCAUCUGGAAUGGCCGUGGUAGAUGAGUGUAAGUUGAAAUUUCUAGAGCUAAAAAAAAGGACUUAUCGAUACAUCACGUUUAAGAUUGAAGGGCAACAAGUUGUCGUUGAAAAACUAGGAGGCCCAGAACAAAGUUACGAAGAUUUCUCAGCUUCUCUCCCGGCUGAUGAGUGUCGAUAUGCUGUCUAUGACUUAGACUUUGUCACAGAUGAGAAUUGCCAGAAGAGCAAGAUUUACUUCAUUGCCUGGUCACCCGAAUCAUCAAAGGUGAGGAUGAAGAUGGUGUAUGCCAGUUCAAAGGAUAGGUUCAAGAGAGAACUCGAUGGAAUUCAAGUUGAAUUACAAGCCACGGAUCCCAGCGAAAUGAGCUUUGACAUAAUAAAAGCCCGAGCAAUAUGAUUGUGUUUCAUUGAAGUCAUAACCAAGUUCUUCUUUAAUUCUUUUCAUGUAUACUUUGAAGGGUUG
This is a messenger RNA of Impatiens glandulifera, 469 nucleotides long. RefSeq names its product actin-depolymerizing factor 7-like. The coding region runs from base 14 to 403 and encodes 129 amino acids. Gene Ontology annotation, cellular component: actin cytoskeleton; cytoplasm. Gene Ontology annotation, molecular function: actin filament binding. Gene Ontology annotation, biological process: actin filament depolymerization. The record is from RefSeq and is a predicted model, not a curated record. The transcript has 2 exons. Lineage: Eukaryota; Viridiplantae; Streptophyta; Magnoliopsida; Ericales; Balsaminaceae.